Messenger RNA from Lotus japonicus, 3574 nucleotides. Its product is annotated as nonsense-mediated mRNA decay factor SMG7-like. Gene Ontology annotation, cellular component: telomerase holoenzyme complex. The transcript is spliced from 6 exons. Bases 265 to 3279 code for a protein of 1004 amino acids. Lineage: Eukaryota; Viridiplantae; Streptophyta; Magnoliopsida; Fabales; Fabaceae. Gene Ontology annotation, biological process: nuclear-transcribed mRNA catabolic process, nonsense-mediated decay. The record is from RefSeq and is a predicted model, not a curated record. Gene Ontology annotation, molecular function: telomerase RNA binding; telomeric repeat DNA binding; protein binding.
UCACUCAUGAUCAUAAAUCCAUAAUCCUACCUUUUCCUUUGUCUGUUUCACAACUGAACCACUGUUGGUGGUCCAAUUCUUCUUGCUUCUCUUUCUCCCUCUAUCUCUCUCACAGGUGUAUGCUGUCAACAGCUUUAGAUAAUCUGGGCUCACUUUCUGGCUCCUUGGUUGCACUGGAACUCUUUACUCUAGAAUAUCUUGUUCAUUAGUUAUAAUAGGUCAGGGUUCCAAACAGAUGCAUUGCCUUUGAAGUAAGCCUCGACCAUGACAACCAAUCUGUCUCUUUCUUCAGUAGCUCGUAAAGAAGAAGUCUUACUUGAGAUCGGGAAUUCUGAAAAGCAGUUGUGGGCACUGAUCCAUUCUAAAGGCCUUUUGCACUCGGAUGUUCAAGACUUGUACCGCAAGAUCCGGUCUAGUUAUGAGAGAAUCAUCUUGAAUAAUUACACCCACUCAGAACUUCAGGAUGUGGAAUAUUCUUUGUGGAAGCUCCACUAUAAGCACAUUGAUGAGUUUCGCAAAAUAAUAAAGAAAAGCUCUGGUGAUGGGGAGAGCAGAAAAUCAGGAAUGCCGCAAACUGGUUUUGUCCAGGGAAACAAUGACAACAAUGCUAAGUUAUUUAAGUUGUUUCUGUCAGAAGCUUCCGAGUUUUACCAAACUCUGAUUGUAAAACUCAGAAAACAUUAUGGAGUCCCAGAAGAGGCCUUAUUUUAUAAAAAGGGUUGGAUCUCUACUUUUGUUGAACCAGAUGUCAAGCUAAAAUGCCGAUAUUUAUGUCAUCGCUGCUUAGUUUGUAUGGGGGAUCUUGCCAGGUACAAACAACAAUGUGAAAACUCUGAUAUUCAAAAUCAUAAUUGGUCAGUUGCAGCAACCCAUUACAUGGAAGCAACAAGGAUUUGGCCUAAUAGUGGAAACCCUCAAAAUCAGUUGGCUGUGCUAGCAACAUAUAUUGGUGAUGAGUUUCUUGCUCUAUACCACUGUGUAAGAAGUUUAGCAGUUAAAGAACCUUUUCCUGAUGCAUGGAACAAUAUUAUCUUGUUGUUUGAAAAGAACAGGUCAUCUUCUCAGCAGUAUGUUUCCAGUGAUGUCUGCUUUGAUUUCUUUAAACCUUUUGGAAGAGUUGGUAAAGAGACAAAGGCGCAACUGAAAGAUGAUUACUCAAACUGCAAUAAAGUUGAAGAUGAAAGUAGUCAUUUUACAGACACAAAGUUAUGGUCUCUUAUGGUCAGAAUGAUAAGUUUCCUCUUCAUACCAUCAAGCAGUUUUGAGGAAUUCUCUAGUGCAUUUGCAUCUGCAAUUGGAGAGUUGGAUAAAAUGAUGGAGCUAGAAGAUAUAGAACUAAAGGACAUGUUGGAGUCCUAUAGUCAAAUGGCUUUAGCUAGAAGAGGUCCUUUCCGAGCCAUACAAGUAGUUUCUAUUCUCAUUUUUUCCCUCAAGAAUCUAAAUGAUAAACAUGAAAAAAAUGAAUCAGAAGACAAAAAUGAUUGGCACUUGUUGCAGUUGGCAUUUACUACUUCUUUCAUCUUCAUGGGACGUUUUAUUGAAAGAUGCCUAAAUGCUAGUUCUUUGAAUCAUUGCCCCUUAUUACCUUCUGUGCUUGUUUUUGUGGAGUGGUGUUCAAGCAUUGUUGAUGCAACUGAAGUAUGUUCAACUGAUCAAAAGAGUAGAAAGGCCAUUUCUUACUUUUUUGAUGUGUUUGUUGAACUUUUAAAUAAACUUAAUGACAACAGAAAGGAAACUGAGAAGCUUCUUGAUGCUACCCCUCUAUGGGAGGAUUAUGAGUUGCGGGGCUUUGUACCUAUAGCUUGUUCGCAUUCCUCAUUGAAUUUUUGCAGUAAUUGGGAUCACAUAGACAAUUUUAAAAGUGGAACUGAAUUGCGUGCUGAGCGCAUCAGAGAAGCAGCAAUGAAGAUUGCUAGCAGAUCAAAUCAUUUGCAAAAGUGGAUUACAUGUGAUAAAUUGGGGAAACAAAUUCUUGUGGCUAGACCAUAUGAGGAUCAGGAUAGGAAAAAAGGAGAAAAUGUGAAGUCCAAUGGCAAUAGGACAGGAGGGGAAGAGCCUAACCAACAAACUAACAAAAACAGGGAGAAACAUGGCAAAUGGAUGACAGAGGAUAAUCCCAGUAGCUCGAGUACCGAUGGGAAAUCUUCUGUAGUGGAAGAAGAAGAAGAAGUUAUUCUCUUCCGGCCUCUCACAAGGUAUAAUUCAGCACCAUCAUACCCCUCUACCUCACCUGAUGACCAGAUAUCACCAAAAGACAAAGAUGACCAAAGUUUACCAUCUGAUGAUUGUUUGCGCCGUGCUACGUCUCUGCUCAUGGCACAAACCCCAGAUCAAACUCAAACUGAUCCAUGGGGAUUCCAUGGAAGCAUUUUGAAUUUCACGACUGACGGACCACUCAAACAGCAAGAACCUUCAACAAAAGAAUCAAAUGUACACACUUUUUCAGAAGCCCCAAUCUCUGCUGGCCCUCCCUCACUAAAUGCUUGGGUUCUUGAUGGAGGAAGCUUGAGCAAUAACAGAAACAAUGGGACAAAAGGUCUUAAUGAGCACAGGUUGGAGCCCAUUGAGGAAAUAGCUUCAUCUUUGGCUGGUCUUUCCAUCAAUAACAGUGAGAGUUUAGUCAUCAGUUCAGUGGAUGAAUCUUCAAACUUCAAUCCAUCUUUUGCUACAUAUACUAUUCCAUUACCUUCUGCUCCAUUGUUGCCUGAGAAUGCUGCUUGGUUUACUGAUGUACAAUCUACUUUAUCUGCACCAAGAUUUCCAGUGAACUCAUCACCAAUAACUGGUUUUUCAGAAUGGAGUCCUAAUUAUGGACCACAUGGAUAUGAUCCUGGAUUUCCAGUUUCGUUAAGCGGAUACCCACCACCUGGCAGAAUGACAUCUUCAGAAUGGCUGCGUUGGUACAGAGAGAAUCACAAGCACAAUUAUAUGCAGCCUACUUAUUUGAAUCCUCAUGGUAAUGGAAAUCAUGAAAACUUCAUGUAUCAUGAUACUUACCGGUUUGAUCAAUUCGAUCGAUGGGGCAAUGCUGUGCCUUCUAACCAGCGUGUAUAUAUGGAGCCUCCAGGACCCCCACCAUUGCAUCAUGGUUUUGUUGGUGCAGGUGAACACAAAGCCAGUCUCUUCAACAAUUUUCAAACACCAAUCCCUUAUGGGUGUGGUGGUGCUGUGACAGACCUGAGAAGUGAGCCACAGUCUCUGCUGGAGUGCCUGAAGCAGAAGGAAUGGCGACUCCAGCAUGACCCUAAACUCAGAGGGCCUACAUUCAUGGGAGAUUAGAACCAUUUCAACAUUUGGUUUUUGUGCACCUUGAUCUACACUUUGGUUGCAUUGUAAAAUAUGUAUGGUUGAUAUUUAUAGGAGAGAUCCUCCUCCUUUCAGCCACUUUUCUCUGAUUUGCAUGUAAAAUAUAUAGAGUUGAGAUUAGAACAAAAAAUCCUUAUUCCCAGAAGUGGGUACGUGAUUAGUGAAAAACAAAACAAGCUUACCAGCCAUGGCUACUAUGAGAUUAUGAUUAAAAUUGUAGAGGAAUAUAUGAUGCUAAUUUAUGGUUGGUUUGAGUGUUAUAUCUGAA